Habropoda laboriosa is the source of this 699-nucleotide messenger RNA. RefSeq names its product phosphatidylinositol-glycan biosynthesis class F protein (gene PIG-F). The coding region runs from base 1 to 699 and encodes 232 amino acids. Gene Ontology annotation, cellular component: endoplasmic reticulum membrane. Gene Ontology annotation, biological process: GPI anchor biosynthetic process. The record is from RefSeq and is a predicted model, not a curated record. The transcript has a single exon. Lineage: Eukaryota; Metazoa; Arthropoda; Insecta; Hymenoptera; Apidae.
AUGAGUGUUGGAAACAAAUUAGGUCAGAGGUUAUUGUUGUCAUAUUGUUCGUUUACUUGCAUUUACUUUCCUGGAAUUCUGAUAUUGCUAAAAUUAAACGACAACCUGUACAAUGUGGGAAAGUACAAAUUCAUUCCAGUAUUAUUGAUUCUGCUAUUCGCAGAAGUGGUGAAAUUGAUGUUCCCUAUGUUCCAUUCUGAGCCAUUAAUUAUAACAAAAACUGAUUCAAGGGCAUCUUCAAGAUCUAGAAGAACAUGGUCCAAAUAUGUGAAGGAAAUCUUCAAAUUUCUAUUAGCUGGUUUUCUAUUGUCUGUUGUGUAUUAUAUUGUGAUUAUACUGUUUGGUGCACCAGUGUUCAUGCAUCAUGAGGAAACUACCAUGCUCACUGCCACAUUGACUACUCUAACAUUUGUUCCUGCAAGUUUGCAUUUAGGUGUGGAUGGUGCAUUAGAGAUUAUAACUGGGACACAGUCACAGAAGGGCAAUGUUCUGGUAGAUGCUAUAAAAACUAAUAUUCAAGCUACACUUUUGGGCACUUGGUUGGGUGCUAUUGUGAUUCCAUUAGAUUGGGAUCGACCAUGGCAAGUCUGGCCAAUUCCAUGUGUAUUGGGUGCACUUCUUGGAUACACAGUUGCACAUUUUAUUACACUUGCAAAAACAUUACCAAUGUUGAGAUUAGGUAAAAAGAUUCACAGAUAA